Molecule: messenger RNA, 835 nt
Organism: Drosophila arizonae
Lineage: Eukaryota; Metazoa; Arthropoda; Insecta; Diptera; Drosophilidae
Product: glutathione S-transferase D1
Biological process (GO): glutathione metabolic process
Molecular function (GO): glutathione transferase activity
Source: RefSeq, a predicted model, not a curated record
AAAGACUAAAAUUAAAACAAACAUGGUUGACUUCUACUAUCUGCCCGGCUCCUCGCCCUGCCGCUCCGUCAUCAUGGCCGCUAAGGCUGUUGGCGUUGAGCUGAACAAGAAGCUGCUGAAUCUGCAGGCCGGCGAGCAUCUGACGCCCGAAUUCCUGAAGAUCAAUCCCCAGCACACGAUCCCCACUCUAGUGGACAAUGGCUUCGCGCUGUGGGAGUCGCGCGCCAUUCUGGUCUACCUGGUGGAGAAGUACGGCAAGACCGACUCGCUCUAUCCCAAGUGCCCCAAGAAGCGCGCCCUGAUCAACCAGAGGUUGUACUUCGACAUGGGCACCCUGUACCAGAGCUUUGCCAACUACUACUAUCCACAGGUGUUCGCCAAGGCGCCCGCCGAUCCCGAGGCUUUCAAGAAGAUCGAGGCUGCCUUCGAAUUCCUGAACACCUUCCUGGAGGGUCAGACCUACGUCGCUGGCGACUCGCUCACCGUCGCCGACAUUGCCAUCUUGUCCACAGUGUCCAGCUUCGAAGUGGCCAAAUUCGACAUCAGCAAGUACGCUAACGUCAACAAGUGGUACGAGAACGCCAAGAAGGUGACUCCCGGCUGGGAUGAGAACUGGGCCGGUUGCUUGGAAUUCAAGAAAUACUUCGAUUAAGCUCCAUUCCUCGUCGAAUAUUAUUAUACUUAUAAUUUAUUCAUAUGCAUAAUUAACUCACAAAACGAUUUGAGAUCGUCAAAUGUAGCGUGCUAAUUUGCAUCAAGCGAGUCUUUGAUGUGAACGUUUAUUUUAUUCUUCAAAUAAAAGAGUAUUCAUUUUUAUUGAGUACAAUUUAAGAGA